This is a messenger RNA of Trematomus bernacchii (emerald rockcod), 3521 nucleotides long. It is a transcript of the gene mfsd2ab, whose product is annotated as major facilitator superfamily domain containing 2ab. Gene Ontology annotation, biological process: carbohydrate transport. The record is from RefSeq and is a predicted model, not a curated record. Bases 109 to 1692 code for a protein of 527 amino acids. Lineage: Eukaryota; Metazoa; Chordata; Actinopteri; Perciformes; Nototheniidae. The transcript has 14 exons. Gene Ontology annotation, molecular function: lysophospholipid:sodium symporter activity. Gene Ontology annotation, cellular component: membrane.
ACGACGAUACAACAGGACGCGUUGCCUUAUCCUCAAAUCUUUUCGGAAGACCUGUUUGAUAUUUCUUCAAUUAAUUUUUCCCAAUUAAAGAAAAGUGCGUUUACUGCUAUGGCAAAAGGAGAAGGGAGUGAACAAUACUCAAACGCCAGUUUAUUGAAUAAACCUGACAACUCGGAUGGUAUCAAGCUCUCAUCAAAGAAGGAGAACAGGAACCGAUUGUCAGUCUGCAACAAGAUCUGCUAUGCCGUCGGCGGAGCUCCUUACCAGAUCACAGGAUGUGCCUUGGGGUUCUUCCUGCAGAUCUAUCUCCUGGACGUAGCUCAGCUCGAUCCCUUCCAUGCCUCCAUUAUCUUGUUCGCGGGCCGAGCAUGGGAUGCAGUCACAGACCCCACGGUGGGCUUCCUGGUCUCCAGAAGCCCAUGGACUCGCUUCGGACGCAUGCUGCCCUGGAUCCUGUUCUCGACCCCUCUGGCUGUGGUUUCCUAUUUCCUCAUUUGGUAUGUUCCUCCCUUUGAGAAUGGAAAAGUCAUCUGGUACCUUGUGUUCUACUGCAUCUUCCAGUCCCUUCAAACUUGCUUCCAUGUGCCGUACUCUGCCCUCACCAUGUUCAUCAGCUCAGAGCAGAAAGAAAGAGACUCAGCCACCGCAUACAGGAUGACGGUGGAGGUCCUGGGCACUGUGGUGGGCACAGCCAUCCAGGGGCAGAUCGUGGGCAUGGCCAACGCCCCCUGCCUCCCGGGCCCCGGGGACAUCCUGGCUAAUCUGAGCAACUACUCUCUGCUAGCCGGACACAAUAGCUCCGAGCCUGUCAUUUCCCUGGAUCACACGAAAACGGCCUAUAUGAUUUCUUCCGGUAUCAUCAGCAUCAUCUACGUCCUCUGCGCUAUCGUCCUUUUCUUCGGUGUAAAAGAACAAAAAGAUUCUUCUCGUCCCCGGUCGGAGCCCAUGGGUUUCUUCCAGGGGAUCAGGCUGGUGAUGGGACACGGACCCUACGUCAAACUGAUCAUGGUCUUCCUCUUUACCUCUCUCGCUUUCAUGCUCCUGGAGGGAAACUUCGCCCUGUUCUGCAGCUCCACACUGGGCUUCAGAAACGACUUCCAGAAUAUACUGCUGGUCAUCAUGCUUUCCGCUACUCUGGCCAUCCCAUUCUGGCAGUGGUUCCUGACCCGCUUUGGGAAAAAGACGGCGGUUUACGUUGGCACCUUGGCUGUGGUCCCCUUCAUGAUCCUGGUGGUGUGUGUUAAGAGUAACCUGAUCGUCACGUACAUCGUCUCCUUUGCUGCCGGGGUGGGAGUGGCUGCAGCCUUCCUGCUGCCCUGGUCUAUGCUGCCCGAUGUUGUAGACGAUUUCCAAGUGCAGAACCCCGACUCCGCCGGCCACGAAGCUCUCUUCUACUCCUUCUACGUCUUCUUCACCAAGUUCGCAUCUGGAGUCUCCCUCGGUGUCUCCACACUCAGUUUAGAUUUCGCGGGCUACAUCAGUCGAGGCUGCACUCAACCAGAGGCAGUGCAUGUAACGUUGAAAGUGCUGGUCUCAGCCGCCCCCAUAGUUCUCAUCCUAAUCGGCCUGACGAUAUUAUACUUUUAUCCCAUCACCGAGGAGAGGAGGCAGGGCAACCGCAAACUGCUGCAAGAACUGAGGGACCCAACGAAGCAGAUUCAGAAACAGAAUCGACAGAGCUGGCCAACAUGAUCUAGAACAUUUAAGAGACCAAUCGGGUGAUCGACUGGCAUUUUGCACUGGGUGGAACCAACUGCCAUGGACCUGCCAGAUCAUACAGACACUGCCUUGUCCAAUCACACUGCUGCUGUUCCAAGUCUGAAGAAAUGUUAUUGACUCAGAAAGUGUCAUAGCUUCAGGAGCGCUGAAGCCUAAAACAAACAUCCUACCCAUUUGUGACUUUUCCGCUGCUUGAGAUUCUCUCUACUAUCUUCUUUUGUUCAGUCAAACCUCAAAAGCCUUACUUUUUGUAUAACUACUUUUGAGUACUGUGGAAAAUCCCUUUUUUCUUUUUAAAGGUUGGCCUUGUUCUCAGUUGAAAUUGCACAAAAGCAUGAAAUGUGAUGGAAGACGUUAUGUAACCCUUUUUAUACCGGUGCUACUCGCUGCAGAUGAACAGUUUCCAUCCUUGUGCUUAAAACACAUUGAGCAUUAAAGACCUUGAGCACUGCGGGACAGAAAACCUGAGAUGUGAACAUCGUGAGAAACUUGAACAAACAGUGAUUACGCCUUAAUACCAACCUUGUUUUGGGGUUAAAAUGCAAAACUGUCGCUCAGCCACUUGCUCUUGUGCCAUUGAUUUGGUGUUUUGGAUGUCUUUUUAAGUGUGUAAUUUCAUAACUAAUCCUCAGUGUUUACUGUAAGCAGUCCAACCAUUUUUCCAUCUCAUUCCCAUCCAACUUGCUUUUUUUUUAAAGAAGCCAUUAUAAUGUGAUAUUAGUGGUGGGACAGUAACAGCUUUGAAAUUUGUUUAGUUCCCCACCAAAUGAAACCACUACAAAAGUAAAAUAGUUUAGUUUGCAACUACAUUACUGACAUAUCUUAUUUAUAUAAUACUGAAGACAGGAAAAGCCUUUUCUUCUCCUAACGCUUUAAUUUCCUUAAUGAGCGGCACGGCGACUAGAGCCGGUACUGACAUAGUUAUAUCUUUAUUUAAAUAUUUAUAUUAGCUUUGAUUUUAAUGUUUUUGAAUUCAUGUUAGCUGGAAAGUCAUGCUUCUUGCAGUAUUAAAAUAUAUUUAAGGCUUCUGAGGUUCCACCUGCAUUUGAAGUUUCAAAAUGUGGAAAAUGGGGUGGAAGCAACAUUUUAAAACAUUAACACGCCUUUUAAUGCAUGUUGACGUCACUACCAACUUUGCUCCAAAUGCAUUCAAAAAGGGAAGCACAUAGUUAUGAAAAAUGGAAGAUGGGGCAGUAAAGUUGUUUGUGCAUUUUUCUGUAUAUGUGUGUGUUUAUUGAACAACCUUAGUGAUCAUCUCAAUCCCAGUGAGAGUGUGGAUUGACAUAUUUCAUAUCCGUUGAUAUGGAAAAUGUGUACAUAAAGUGUCAUAUGUUAUACAUACUGUUACAUCAUUGACAUGUUGUUUCUGACAACUGGGAUGCCGAUGUGAAAAUGUUCAUAUUUCAUUCACUUGUUAUUUGUGAGUGUUUGUUUUUCUUUGAGGUUUCUUCUAACUCUAGAGGAUACUGUACAUGCCAACACACAGUGCCAUUUUCACCCACUAACUCUGUGAUAAUUGUACAUUGUGUAAACUGUUUUAUUUUGUCAGUGUUUUCUUUCGGUGGACGCCCCUCAUGACUCUUGAGGCUGUAGCCAAAUGUGUGAGCUUUAACCUUCCAGGGACACACUAAAGCCUUGUGAACAUGUCUCCUGUGCAUAUGUAUAUAUUGUAUGUAAACCUGUAAAUAUCUUUGAUAAUUGUGGCUGUGAAAUGAAAUCUGUACACUUUAAUGUAGUUAUUUAAGAAAAAGAUGUUGAGAUUUAAAAAAGUAAUAAAUACUAAUUGAUAAGUGUACUGUGAA